UCUAAUAAGCUGGAUAUCGUAGGUUCGAGCCCUACCGUGGGCAUUUUUUUUCGACCGUAUUAAUGGUCUGUGAAUAAACACACAAUAUUUUUAGAACAUUUUUUUUGUAGACUCAUCAUUUUGCAGAUAUAGCUGUUCCAAGAGCACUGUUGCCAGAGCGGAUUCGGGCGACACGCAUGUUGCGAAUAGCUUUGUACGAUAGCAUUUUUUUCUCGCAAAUGGCGUCAAUUUGCGAAAUUGCGCACCGAAUUUCAGAAGAAUGAACGCGUGCUCUUCUUGAAAUUGAGUUUGCCUUGCGCGAAAUAUCGCCUAACACAACGGCCUAUUUGAGCGAUGGAUGUUUUGAAAGAAAGCUGCCGAGACAAAGGUCUUUGAUGCGCCAAAUAUUUUUUUUUUUGUUUUUCAAUUUCGGCUCUACCAUCUUAUCGUGGUUUUAGAUGGAGUUGCUUGAACCUCAAGUAAAUAAGGUUCACCGGAAUUCUAAGUCUGGGGGAAAGGCUGCCAAGAAAGCCGCUGCCAGAAAGAAGAAGAGAGGGAUUGAUGUUGAACAAACUAAAAAUGCACAGAACAAUCCCAAGGCAUUUGGAUUUAGUUCGUCAAGGCGCGCAUAUCGCCAAUCGAAGAGGACGCUUGAUUUAGAGCACCGAAGAAUUAGUGCGCCGUUAAUCAAUCGCGCGCCGCAAGAACCGCCGCCUUACAUAGUGGCUGUGCAAGGCCCUCCUGGAGUUGGAAAGACCACAUUGAUUCAGUCUUUGGUGAAGCAUUAUGCAAAGAAAAAUAUCAAGGAGGUCAAGGGUCCUAUUACGGUGGUGAGUAGCAAGCAGCGUCGACAUUGUCUCUUCGAAGUACCCAACGAUCUAUGCGCUAUGAUUGACAUUGCGAAGAUUGCAGAUCUCGUGAUCUUACUUAUUGAUGCUGCAUACGGCUUCGAGAUGGAGACGUUUGAGUUCAUCAACAUUCUUCAGACGCAUGGCUUUCCGAAAGUUAUGGGCGUGCUUAAUCAUUUAGACACAUUUAAGAAAUUGAAACAGCUCAGAGAAGUCAAAAAGAAGUUGAAUCACCGAUUUGCUGCCGAACUUUAUGAUGGAGCCAAGUUAUUUUAUCUGUCUGGUUUUGUUCACGGUCGUUAUCCGAAGCGAGAUAUAUUGAAUUUGUCCAGAUAUAUUAGUUUACAGAAGUAUCGCCCCCUUAUUUGGAGGAAUACCUAUCCGUAUGUGCUUGUGGAUCGGAUUAUGGACGCAACAGACUUAGAGACAGUUCGGAAGAACAAACUUGUUGAUCGAAAAGUUUAUUUUUAUGGAUACAUACACGGCGCUAACCUUAAGUUGGGCAUGAAGAUUCACAUUCCUGGAAUGGACGAUUUCGAUAUCAAGAGCGUUCAAGUUCUGGACGAUCCUUGUCCCCGUCCCAAGUCAAAGAAGGUGAAGACGCACCUCUCGGACAAGGAGAAGCUGAUUUACGCGCCGAUGUCUGAUUUGGGCAUGGUUUUGUACGACGAGCAUGCUACGUACAUUGAGAUGGAUAGGAAUCCAGUUUACAAGAAGGUGGGUACAGGAGAGGAUGCAGUUGAUGUCCCCAAAGGUGGAGAAGGAGAAAAGAUGGUGAGAGAUCUUCACGACCGGCCAGAGACGAUCGAUGACGCGUUGAAUCAGGCAGAAUUGCGCUUGCUUCCUGGAUCUGCUUCUUUGAAGUGUGAAGAGCUUGAAUCAAAUAAUGUUGGUCCUACGGAGGCGUCUUGCGACCGAGCUGAUGGCAGCAGACGUCGAGCUGCGAAUUUUGGCGACGAACAUGAUGCUGAAGAUGGCGACAACCUUCAAUUUGCCGACUCUCUAUCUGAGAGUGACUUCGAGGAUGACGUGGUGAAGAGUGACCUCAGAUGGAAAGAGAAUUUGGUCGAGAAGGCGGUUUCUCGUUUUGAGAGGCAAGUUGAUUUAUCCAAGGUUGUUUAUAUGGAAGAUGAGUCUGACGCCAAGAAGGCUGACUUUUUAGACGAAGAUGGUUUAUUGGUUCGGGUUGGCAGCGCCCACGGGGAAGAGGUUGAGUCGUGCAAGUUGGAUUUGUUCGAUGGCGACGAGAAGGUUUCUUUGGCGGAUGACUUGAAAUCUCGGUUUGUUGGGAGAGAUUUUGCGUUUGUAAAUACGGAGGAGGGAAAGAGUGGCCUGGACUUGGAUCCGAUGAACGACGCACCCCUGUAUGGUGACUGGGAAGAGGUGAACGACACGUGUGACGAGGAGGAAGAGGAAGAAGAAGGAGGUGAGUGUGAGGAAGAAGAGGAAGACGAGACAGGGGAGAGCGAUGAGGAGGACGAUGAGGAGGAAUAUGAGGAGGAGGAAGACGGUGUAGGCAAGAGUGACGAGGAGGAGGAAGAGGAAGGAGAGAGUGAAGAGGAGGAGGAAGAAGAAGUUGACUGGGCGAAGUUGAAGGCAGAGCAGAAGCGUCGAUUUGACGAUGCCUACGAUCAAAUUAAGGUAUUUGGCGGUUCCAUGGACGAUUUACCUGCGCUUCAUGACGAAAAUGAUGAAUGCUUCAAAGACAGUGGUACCAAGAAAGAGAAGAAGAAAAAGGAGAAAGAAAUGGAUUAUUAUACAGAAACCAAAAUGGCUUUGGAGACACAACACCAACGGAAUAUGGAAGCAUUUGCGCAUUUACCUCUUGAGGAGAGAUGUUUAUAUGAAGGAUAUCGAGCAGGUCUAUAUGUGAGAAUUGAGAUUGAUUGUGUUCCUAUGGAGUUUAUUGAUUACUUUGAUCCUCGGUAUCCAGUGAUUAUAGGUGGUUUACAGUCUAAUGAGACCACCCUUGGAAUGCUUCAGGCUAAGAUUAAGAAGCAUCGUUGGCACAAUAGGCUGUUAAAGACGAAUGACCCGUUAGUUUUUUCUGUAGGUUGGCGUCGUUUUCAAUCUUUGCCCGUAUAUUCCAUACAAGAUUUGAAUGGUCGAAAUCGCAUGUUGAAAUAUACGCCGGAGCACAUGCAUUGCCUGGCUACCUUUUAUGGUCCAUUCGUGCCGCCCAACACUGGGCUGAUUGCCUUCCAGAACCUUAGCGAUAGGGCAGAUCAUUUUCGCGUUGCGGCCAAUGGUGUUGUGAUCGAGUUGGACAAGAAAUUCGAGAUCGUCAAGAAGCUCAAAUUGCUUGGAACGCCACGAAAGAUACUCGGUCACCACGCACACAUCGUUGGCAUGUUCAAUUCGCCUCUUGAGGUUGCGAAAUUCACUGGAUCUGCUAUCAAGACAGUAUCUGGGAUUCGUGGACAAGUGAAAAAGCCACUUUUGGACAUCAAGGGCGGUUUUCAAGCUGCAUUCGAAGACAAAAUUCUCAUGUCUGAUCUUGUAUUUCUUCGCACUUGGUAUCCCGUUAAACCCAGGGAAUUUUAUUAUCCUCUGCAAACUCUGUUGCUGUCUCAGAAAAAUUCGUGGAGAGGUAUGAGAACUGUCGGCCAAUUGAGGUCCGAGAAGGGCUUGUCCGCCCCUCGAAAAUCGGGCUCUGCUUAUCGUCCUAUUGACGAACGUCCUGAAACACGUCUCUUCGCAAAGUUCAUCAUCCCUAAAAGGCUGGAAUCUGCACUUCCAUUCAAGCUCUCCUGCGCCACUGCCUCCGAGCGCUCCAAGCCUACACCCAAAUCCUCCCUGGACGAGAAGCGAGCUCGCCUUCGACUCGUCGAUCCGGACGAGAAGCGGCGCACUGAUCUCAUCAGGGAUCUCUCGAUACUCAAGGAACACCGAGAGGCAAAACUAGCCCUCAAAAACAAAGAAAAGCAGGAGGCAUUUUUAUCUCGAAAGAAAGAAGAAGAAAAUCGUCGAAUUCAACAUAUGAAGAAACACAACAAGCGAAUUUGGAGGAUGCAAGGCAAAUCGACAACUUCCAAAAAACGAAAGCUUGAAUAUUAAAAAACAGCGUCAUGUAAAGAAUCCAAUUUUCCGUCGUAUGUCUGCG
Schistocerca gregaria is the source of this 3930-nucleotide messenger RNA. RefSeq lists its product as uncharacterized. Gene Ontology annotation, biological process: ribosome biogenesis; endonucleolytic cleavage of tricistronic rRNA transcript (SSU-rRNA, 5.8S rRNA, LSU-rRNA); maturation of SSU-rRNA from tricistronic rRNA transcript (SSU-rRNA, 5.8S rRNA, LSU-rRNA). NCBI's taxonomy places the organism in Eukaryota, Metazoa, Arthropoda, Insecta, Orthoptera, Acrididae. The record is from RefSeq and is a predicted model, not a curated record. Gene Ontology annotation, cellular component: nucleus; 90S preribosome. The transcript has 2 exons. The coding region runs from base 438 to 3884 and encodes 1148 amino acids. Gene Ontology annotation, molecular function: GTPase activity; U3 snoRNA binding; GTP binding.